Molecule: messenger RNA, 4759 nt
Organism: Bursaphelenchus xylophilus (pine wood nematode)
Lineage: Eukaryota; Metazoa; Nematoda; Chromadorea; Rhabditida; Aphelenchoididae
Source: the annotation of a GenBank genome assembly
AUGAAUGUUGACUCUAACUCCAGUUGCACUGAGAUUGGAAAUUGCAAAAGGAGCACCAAUUUUGAGACUUUUUGCGGAUCCCGAAGAGUCAAGAGGUAGGGCCAUCAGCCUUAAGCUUACACAUAGUUUUCGAACGGCGAAGACGUCCAUCGAAAUCCGGUUCGUUUACCAUGUUUCCGCGUAAAAACAAUCUCCCACGGCCAUCGGCGACAUUGUACGAGAACGAGGCCACUCCACCUCCGAUAACUUCGGAUUCUAGGCCAACACAAAGACAAUGUUUUGGCAGAAGAACCUAUUCUGAAGUAGUGGUUGAAACCUUAAAAUCCAGGUAAUAGUCCUUUUCCAAUCGUAAAUUUCCUUAGUGAUGAAAGAUCUUCCGUCCAGCCUUCCACUUCAAGAUCUUCAGUCCGAAGUAAAACUCCGUCGAUCAUGGAAAACGGUAGGGCUUUUUAGGUAUAUCAGCUUUUUAGCUCCUGAGACGCUUAGUUUCAAUUCUGGAAAUCCCUUGGUGGAAAAAACAACCGGAAUUUUACAUUUCUACAAAAAUAAAUCGCCGCAUGAAGUCAUGAGGGACAACUGUUGGACCUUGUGUAUGAUGGAAGUACCUGCUUAUGUUACCUGCUCGGAGCUGAUAAGGUUAAUAUCGCCAGCUGCUGACAAUAUAAGAGAAACUAAGAUUAUUAGGGAUGGAAUUCCAAAUCAGUAUUAUGUUCUUAUCAAGUUUAAAACAUCGGUAAGCCAAGGGAUUCACUUUUAAAAGUAAUCCAUUCCGUUUCAGCAAGCCGCCUUUGAUUUCUUUGGCGAAUUUAAUGGAACCUCAUUCAACUCGUUUGAGACAUCCUCUUGUAAUCUACUUUUUGUUGAAAGAAUGGAAACUGUAAGUUUUAACGCAGUUAUAACUUUUUAUACGAAAUGAAUUGAUAUUUAGGCAACAGAGGAGGGUCAAGGCAGUCUGCCCAUUGAUGGGAUGACAGAACUACCCAUGUGUGCUGUUUGUUUGGAGAAAAUGGAUGACGGAGUAAUGACUAUUCUCUGCAAUCAUUCUUUCCAUGCAGGAUGUUUACAGCAUUGGGAAGAUACUACUUGUCCGGUCUGCCGUUUUAAUCAGACUCCAGAAUUGUUGCCUGAUCAGACGUGUUCGGAAUGUGGGAAGACCUCUGAUCUCUGGAUGUGUUUGAUAUGUGGGAACAUUGGCUGUGGGCGUUAUGCUUCGGCUCAUGCUUACAGGUAAAAGGUUGUUAUUUUUAUUACUAGUUGCCUGUGUAGACAUUUUGAACAGACGUCCCACACGUUCACACUUCAAUUGGGGGGAAAUUUGGUGUGGGACUACGCAGGAGAUAACUAUGUUCAUCGACUAAUUCAAAGUUCCACCGACGGAAAAAUGGUCGAAUUUCAAGGUGCUGAAGAUGUAAGUAAUCACAAUCUCUGAGGACGCUUUCUUUAGCAAAAAGGAACUGAAAAGAUGGAUGCAAUCCAGUUGGAAUAUUCAUGUUUAUUGAGUAGUCAGCUUGAGGAUCAGAGACUUUAUUUUGAGGGAAAACUGAAAGAAGUGGAGAAUAGAUUUAAUGGACAUAAAGCAGAGGCUGAUGAAAAGGUUUGUUUUUACCAUAGUAUUUUAGUUCUGUUCAGAUUCUGAGAUUGGAGACCGAAAUCAACAAAAGCUGCAGGGAUCUAGAAGAAACUAACAAAAAAGUUGUAUCUUUGUUGAUUGAAAAGGGGAAUUUGGAAAAGAAAAUGGCGAAAUCCACACAAAUUAUUAGAAAGUUACAAGCGGAAUUAGAAGAUGAAAAGCAAAUGUCCAAAAUGAUUCGAGAUGACAAGGAAAUUCUGAUUUUAAAGAACCAAGAAUUGGAAAAACUUAGGGCUACUGUAAGUUGGCCAUUGAUGACCGUAAUGUUUUGAUUUUUUUAGGAAAUUAAAGCGUUGGAGGAACAAAUUUCUGAUCUGAUGAUGCAUUUCGAAGCCCAAACAAGACUUGCCGAACAGUUGGAGAAGGCGAAUGUGACUUCAGAAGAAUUGGCGGACAGCAAUGUACAGAUCUCCCAGGCGGAUAAACCACAGAACUCUAGAAAAAUAAAGAAAAAGCGAUAAAUCUUAUCAAAUACAAAUAAAUUAUUUUUUUAAAUAAAACCGGGUAGUUUCUCUUUGCUAGAUUGGUUUUGCUUCCUAUUUCUACUGUGACUUUAUCCUGACCUUUCGUAACUUUUUCAGAUGGAAAUGGAUCCAAUUAGGGCUGUUGGGCCGCUUCCACAGUCCAUCGAUGCAUCGGAUACGGUUUCCAAAAGACUGGCACAGAUCUCGGAUCUGGUGGAUGUAAUUCAUAAAGGAGGUCGAGAUCACAAACCAAGAACUGCAACACAGAGAUUACCCAGACAUAUGAGAAGAAGAGCAAUGUCACAUAAUAUCAAGAGAUUACCGAGAAACCGAAGAGAUUUCGGUAAAUCAGCCACCGCCAAAAGUAAUCACAGAAAGAAACCACCCAGCAGAAUGAAGAGGAGACGGCCCAAUAAUCUGCAAAAGGUAAUUAUUUCAUUACAAUAGAGAUUUAAGUGUCAGGAAUACAAGAAACGGUCAGCUAGUACAAGAUGGUUGUUCACUCACAUAUUCCAUGCAAAAAGGUUUCAAAUGAUUCCUUUAUGGUCUUACAAACUGCCAUUGAGGAGUUACCAGCGUGGGAUUCGACCAUUUUUACGAGACGCUAGAGAUCAUACUGUAGUUUUCGAUGAUUCUUAUUAUCGAUUGCUCAGAUUUACAUUCAAAUCAGCUGAAUGUUGUAACCGAAUACUUGAGAGAUUGCAAGAAUUGGAUUCGGAAGAUUACAAUGAUUUUAAAAAACAUGAGCUACACAAAAGUGGAUAUACGCUUUUUCAACCCGAUGCCCACGAAAUUGUUUUAUCCAUUCAUCCCUUAUUUGUGGCAUCCGCGGGUCAGUUUAUUAACGCUCUAGGAUUAAGCGUGAGUAAACUAGAUGAGGAUAUAAUGAAGAUCAAGGCCAAAGAAUUUGGAUAUUUGACCGAGUUGCCGCUGAAUAUUUAUGAGGGCAUUAAUUUUACCGUAAGUAUUAUUUACUACUCUAACUAGGCAUACUUCAGAUUUUUGAUAUCACUAACCUCUACGCAAAGUUUUCCUUUUAUGGGAGUUGCUGUCUGCGAUCGAUUAAUGAUUCCAUUGCUCUUACCGCCGAUUCCGAACUUAGAGAUCUCAACUUGUCCGAUUACCAACCUCGUCAUAUCUCUUGGAAUAUCCUUGUUGAUUCAAAUUCUUUAUCUGUAGUGCCUGAUGGAUCUUCGUUUCCACUUUUGAUUGAAGAUCCCAGGUUACAACCGGCCAAAAGAUUACAACGGGAAUAUAAACCUGCAGGUAUGGUUAAUAUAACCAAGGUGAUGUAUAUCGGGCGGCAAGUUCGAGAGCCCAUUCUUUUUUUGCACAUACGUAAAAAUCAAAAAACUUUCUCUAGUAAGUACGAAAAAAUCUACAUUUUUGAUCGAAACCGUGCACGAAAUUGAAGAUCAGUAGGUGCAAAAAAAUUAGCCUCUCGAACUUACCACCAUAAUAGUAUGAUUGCUGUUUGGACACAUCGGAAUUAAGUAAAUUUUUUAGGUACACUUAUGACAAGUUUGGAACAAUCAAGUGGUUUUUUUGAUCGGAAAGUAGUUGAGAAUUUCAUAUCCAAACACAAAAUUACUGCCAAAAUCAAUGAACUUAACUCCACUCGUCUCGUUAGACCCACAACAAGUGAUUAUAAGGUCUGUCGACUUGUUUAGAAAAUAAAAAAGUUUAGAUUCCAAUUACAAUUGUCGUCCGAAACUCUGGACCUACCCCAAAAGUGGAAUUGUAUAUGCCCUCGCUUAGUGCCAGCUCUCUGUUAUCACUGCUAUAUCGGUCAGGUGUCAGGGUGGGAUCCCUUUCUGAUAGAUACAUUUUGGCCGUGGAAUUCAACGAUUAUUCGUAUCCCUAUCACUGGUUACCGUUAACAACUCCAAAGGCUUCUUUUAGGGUAAAACUUUUUACGUAAAUGGAUAUUUUAACGCGGUGUUUUAAGUGGAAGAGGUACGUUAAAAUGGCAGAAUUUAACAGUGGGACCAUUGGGACGUGGAACGACCUUAAGUCUUUUGAUUUCCUUUUGACAAGUCGAGCGUCUCUUGGAAAUCUACAACAAAUGCUGAGAGGAAAGUUGAAGGCAUCACGUGAGUGGUUACUGUACUUUAACGCACAUUUUAUCCUUAAGUAAAAGAUGUACCAGAGAAUGUCCUCGUUCCAAUCAGAGUAACUGUAUCUGGAAAAGGGAGGAUUACUGACAAUGAUUUAAUUUUUGGAGCCGAAGGAGUUAAGGAGAAGAAAAAGUUUGUACAUCCUAUUGGAGAAUCGUCAAUCAAGCCGGAUCUUCUCAUGGAGUUUGAAUCAGAGGGUACUCUUGACGUCUCAAAAGUUUUUGGACCGCCAAAAUCCAAAAAACCGAAAUUAGCCACGCCAAAAUCCGAGGAAUUAUUACCUUUGGGACGAAUAAUUUAUUCUCGCCAUUCGCUUAUUCACGGAAGGACGGAAGCCCUCGGUUUUAUUGAACUGAAAAAUAUUUCGCAAGUAGCUUCAAAUUCCGGAUGGGUAAGAUUGCGUCACAUUUCAAGCCCAAAUUACAUCAAAGGAAGGUUGUCUAUUGCGAUAUAAUGAUUAUAUUAUACUUUGUUGAGUUUACUUGUUACCAUUAAAUUCUUAAAUGAUUAUUUACAUUAUUCAGGUUUUAAAUGUUAAUGCUUAUUAA